AUGGCGGAUAAACAGCCGAAAGUGAUACUCUUUGACAUUGGUGGCGUCUGUGUAUCGUCCCCGUUCCAAGCCAUCCUCGACUAUGAGCUCGGCCUGGGCAUUCCGCCCGGCUGGGUAAACUAUUCCAUAUCCAGAACGGCGCCAAACGGCUUCUGGCAUCGUCUGGAGCGUGGAAGCAUCCCGAUGGACGACCGCUUUUUCACCGGCUUCACCAAAGACCUGCGUGACCCGGACCGAUGGGAGGCGUUCUACAAGGCUGCACAGGAGCGCAGCCGGGGCACGAUCAACGAGCUGCCAGAGCAGGUGCCACCCGUGCCGGAAGUGGCUGGCGAGCGCCUGUUUGGCGAGAUGAUGGCCUCGGCCGACGUCCCAGACCCGUGGAUAUUUCCGGCCAUCAAGGCGCUCAAGGCGAGCGGCCGCUACAUCCUGGCAGCUCUAAGCAACACAGUGAUAUUUCCGCCGGGCCACAGCCUCCACUGUGAGGACUUCUUCGCGCACCCGCUGCGCGCAGUCUUUGACGUAUUCGUGUCCUCGGCUCAUGUUGGGCUGCGCAAGCCUGAGCCGAAAAUGUAUCGGCUGGCCCUGCGCGAAGUGGACCGGUAUGCGCGCGCGAAUGCCGAAUCGCCUUCGGGAAAGGCCAACGGGUGGAAGGACGGCGUUGCAGCGGAGGACGUUGUCUUUCUCGACGACAUUGGGGAGAAUCUCAGGGCGGCCAAGCAGCAUGGGUUCCGCACCAUAAAGGUGCAUCUAGGUCGUGCCUAUGAGGCAGUGGAUGCACUCGAAGACAUCACAGGCAGCGUAGACGAAACGGUAUCCUCGACAACGCGGCCAUCCGCAUCGGUCAGCAUGGAGACAAAGCGCCAGAUUCAGCAUCUCGAUAAUGGUGCCGAUGCCGACGACUAG
This is a messenger RNA of Grosmannia clavigera kw1407, 903 nucleotides long. RefSeq names its product haloacid dehalogenase-like hydrolase. NCBI's taxonomy places the organism in Eukaryota, Fungi, Ascomycota, Sordariomycetes, Ophiostomatales, Ophiostomataceae. The transcript is spliced from 3 exons. The record is from RefSeq and is a predicted model, not a curated record. Bases 1 to 903 code for a protein of 300 amino acids.